AUGCGGUUGAGAAUACACUUGGGUAUUGAGCUGGCAACGGCUUGUACCAUCAGCUCGCCAGCUGUGGCUGUGGUCGGGUGUAACUUGGAGCAGUUGGUGUUCUACUUGCAUAACAUAGGGGGCUAUCAGGAGAUGAUGUUGGACAGCUACUCUUCCUACACGCGGAAAUGCCAGUUGCAGGCUUCGGCAUUCACCGAGACCGCGCCCAAUGUGCUUCCUCCGAUAGUGCCCCUGGGCGUGGGCCUGCGCCAGCGCCUCAACCGGCGUUUCUCGCUCACGAUGGUGGUCCUUGCCGUGAAGUGGCGGAGUAGGCAUAAGGCGCCUGGCCCCUUCGUUAUGCGCAGCAAAGAUCCCUGCGUGCCCGUCUUGGGGCAGAAGGUUGUCGUGGGCCCCAGGGAGGAGUUCGAGUACGUCCAGAGUGCAAUGGAGAAGGAGUGGUUCCGGGAAAGGCGCGUGGGGCAGAUUUGCAAGCUGGCCUUGCAGCAGAAGCAGCAGGCAGCGCUGUGGCUGAACUACUCCGCAGCGGUGUUCAAACCCGUCGUGGACCAGCCCCCGCGCGAUCCAACGCCAGAGGAGGCCAAGGUCUUGUCCUACUUCCUGGACAAGGACGGUCGGCGGCACUGGAUAGAGCCAUUGUCGGGCGUUGCUCGCCACCCGCACUCGGUCUGUCCCCACACGGGCGGCGUAGACAAAUUUGACAUCCAGUACCUGUUGCUGGAAAGCUAUUGUGGACAUCCAGGACCCAAGCCGCGGAUGAAGCUGUUUGACAUGGGUUGCACCACCAACUGGAACUGGAAGUUGCCACACUACGACUUCUACAACGUGGACUACCACCACGGGGUUGGCCGCGGCCCCUCCAUCCCGCUCUUUUUCAACAUGUACCGGGAUCGAUGUAUGGAGUUCGAUGAUAUCUUCGGAUGGGAGGCAGAAAGAAAGGAUCAAAAAGAGUGGUGGUCUCCUCUACCUGAUGACAUCCGCGCGCGGACCCGCUUCUACAACAUUCCGGUCAACGAGACCUCCUGUCAGAUGUCCACCGCGGGGCUCUUCGCGGAAAGGGGCAGCUUCCUGCACAUGCUGCCAUACGCUGCCAAGCCAGAAGACUUCGUAGUGGUAAAGUUGGACAUCGACGGCGGGCCAGAGCUGUCUAUCAUGGAAGCCCUCAUCCGCUACCCCGAGCUGAGCUCUCUGGUAGACGAGAUCUUCUUUGAGUACCAUUUCUGGUUCGACGGCGGCGACUUCGGCUGGGGCCAAGUGAACAAGGAAAGGAACGUGGACACAGCAUUGGACCUGAUGAAGAGGCUGCGCCAGGCAGGCAUCCGGUCACACUUCUGGAUCUAA
Molecule: messenger RNA, 1338 nt
Organism: Symbiodinium natans
Lineage: Eukaryota; Dinophyceae; Suessiales; Symbiodiniaceae
Source: the annotation of a GenBank genome assembly